Seminavis robusta is the source of this 408-nucleotide messenger RNA. Lineage: Eukaryota; Bacillariophyta; Bacillariophyceae; Naviculales; Naviculaceae. The record is from the annotation of a GenBank genome assembly.
AUGCGAAGUGUUCAUGGUCCCAUCCUUGGUCGCAUUCACCAGGUUGCCGUCAUGUAUGAUGGACGUACCAUUGCUUGUCCCAGUCAGAUGGAGCACUUUGGUUGUUGUGUCCAUGAGAAAGACAAGACCGUGACUGGCGUGGACCCAUACUUUGUCACACCCAAUGGUUCCGAGUCCCAAUGGCUUAUGCGCAAUGGCUUCCCAUUCCACUUGAUUCGUCGCCGUAUUAUUGCUGCCAUGGCUGCCCUCGUCAAAGACGAUCUGGUCCCCGCCCGUGCUGAUGAUGUCCCCGCCCUCUUAUCCCGACAGUGCCCUCAUUAUGAUCAGCUCGACGAUGAUUCUGACUUGAGGAUGACUCUGACAUUUACAACCUCCGACAGUGCUCUGCCCGUGUCCCCGACCUUUUGA